AUGGCGGGACCCAAGUUCGAUGCGGAAGGCUUGAGAGAUGAGUGGGAUUCGAUUGAGGCCAUCCGAAUCCGUCUGCGCUCCGGGGAACCUUUGCUUGAUGGUACAAUGUCCGAAUACUCGAUCAACAGAUGCAAGGCAAAUCGGGAUGUCAUGAUUCCUCUAUUGCUUCGCUCUGUGGCCUCUGAUCACAAGCGCCCAGAGGUGGAGCUUCUGAGAGAAGAGAUCGAAAAUUUGCUGAUGAUGAAUCAGAGAGAGUUUUCGGAGUCGCAUAUUGAUGAUAUGGCAUGGGAAUUGCGCAAACUUCUUAUUUUCAUCAAGCGGAAAACCCAGCGACACGAGGUUUCCUUAGCUUCCCGGCUUCGGAAUGCAAAGAUGCGGGCCUCUGCGCCCCCAGCUGCUGUGAGCUCUCCGGCUCCUCCGGUGGCCACUCCUGUGGCGACAAGAUCCCUGGACUCUGACGAGACCCAAGUGAUGGACAUGUUUGAUUGCCCUACCCCAACUGAGCAUGCUGUUCCUUGUGACUUGGCCAUCGACAAAAGCUUGCCAGCUGAUUUCCUUCGUGAUCAGUAUCAGCACGGUGUGGUGCUUUCUCGGCGCGAGCAGCUUGGCCUGCGCAAACGCAAGAAGGACGUGAACAAGCUGGCCAAGGCCAAGAAGCCAGCUCCCAAGGAGAAGGUUAAGCGCAAGAAGUCAGGGCUGUGUAAAUUGCGCCGAAGCAAGCAGGCCUUGAAAUCCGUGGCUUCCGGCAGUGGGGAUCCGAUGCCCGACGGUGAUACUGAGGCCUGGUGGUCACGAGCAGACCACUGGGUUUGGGAUGAUGAGAUGAACAAUUAUGUGAAGCUCGAGAAGGGUGAUGGCUACAUUAGUGUCCAGACACCUGAGGAUCAUGAUGAUGCUGCUAAGCCUGCUAAGAAGGUCAAGACCAAAUGCAGGGUCAGAGGCAAGACCCCGGAGGCUGAGCCCGAGGAGUUGGAAGAGUGUGCCGCCCCGACCCCGAAGCCGAAAGCAAAGGCGAAGUCCAAAGCAAAAGCUUCCCCGAAGGCUUCCCCGAAGGCUUCCCCGAAAGGUGCUGCAAAGGCGAAGGCCAAAGCAAAAUCCAAGUCGAAGUCCAAAGCAGAAGCUUCCCCAAAGGCUUCCCCGAAAGGCGUUGCAAAGGCUAGCAAGAAGGGCGGCCGUCGACCCAGGGCAUCGUCAGUUGCGGCUUACGAUGUUGAGGAGCGCGAUGUGGAGUGGAUUUCCGAUUGGGUUCGGGAGUCAAAUCUCACAGGGUCUCUCGAUGAGUUCAAGCUGUCUGUCCGGCCCUUCCUCCCCGACAAUUCGUUUGGAUACCGGUGCAACAUCUACUGGACAACGGCUAAGUGCGGUGUGACACUGAGAUUCACGGAUGAGUCUGGUGAGAAGAAGCAAACCGAUCUCGUGACGUUUGGCUUUGGCAAGACACGCCUAGCAACAGCUGUACAGCACCUCCAGCAGGAGGAGAUCGUGGACCCGGAAAGCGAGGAGAUCCUGCCGGUCAUCGACUAUUGGAAGACAGCCGGCCGUGUUACUUUCGAUAACCUGGAGCAUGAAGGGCUGUAG
Molecule: messenger RNA, 1578 nt
Organism: Symbiodinium sp. CCMP2592
Lineage: Eukaryota; Dinophyceae; Suessiales; Symbiodiniaceae
Source: the annotation of a GenBank genome assembly